UGCAGUGCAUUUCGUGUAAUAUACUCUUUUAUUCCAGAAGAACUGCACCGGCCAUAUGCAAGACUAUUAUAAUAAAUAAUAAACAGGCUUUUCGAAGAUUUUCUGUUACCUCUAGGUUAGCCGAUUUUAGUAAGUGGGGUACGAAUAAAAAAGAUCGAAAAGUGAAAAUACAAAUUUUCUCCGAUAUGUCUAAUCCAAAAAUUGAAGAAAUCCUGUCACCUCUUCGAGCUAGUGUCAAGGAACAAGGUGAUCAUGUCAGAAAACUUAAAUCUGAUGGUGCUCCAGAAUUGGACAUCAAGAAAGCAGUUGCAGAGCUUAAACUUCGAAAAAAGUUAUUGGAGGAUAAAGAGUUGUCUCUUUCGGAAUCAUCAACAUUCGAUAGGGCAAGAAUGGAAGAUCUUUUAAAGCGUAGAUUUUUCUUGGAUCAGUCAUUUGCCAUUUAUGGUGGUAUUACUGGUCAAUUUGACUUUGGCCCCAUGGGUUGUGCAUUUAAAACAAAUUUGUUAAAUAACUGGAGAAAUUUCUUUGUCUUGGAGGAACAAAUGUUAGAAGUUGAUUGCUCUAUUUUAACACCGGAGUCUGUACUUAAAGCAUCUGGACACGUUGAAAGAUUUGCAGACUUGAUGGUGAAGGAUGUAAAGACUGGAGAGUGUUUCAGAUUAGACCAUUUAAUCAAAGCGCAUUUAGAAAAAAUCAUUAGUGAUAAGAAAACUAAUGAAAAUACACGGGCAGAAUGUAAAGAUAUUAUUAUUAAAUUAGACGGGAUGACAAAAGAUGAAAUGGCUGCAGUUUUAUCCAAAUUCAAAAUAAAUUCUCCAAUCUCUGGGAAUGAUCUUUCACCGCCAAUAGAGUUUAAUUUAAUGUUUGGAACUCAAAUUGGUCCAUCAGGUCUUGUAAAAGGAUUUUUGAGACCAGAAACUGCCCAAGGUAUUUUUGUAAAUUUUAAAAGAUUACUCGCAUUUAAUCAAGAAAGACUGCCAUUCGCCGCGGCUCAAAUUGGAAAUGCAUUCCGUAAUGAAAUAUCUCCAAGGUCUGGGCUGAUAAGAGUGAGAGAGUUCACUAUGGCAGAAAUAGAACAUUUUUGCGACCCUUGUGAUAAAAGUCAUUCCAAAUUUGAAGCAGUUAAAGAUUUAAGUUUACUUUUAUAUUCUGCUUGCAAUCAGAUGGAUGGAAAGAGUGCACAAUAUAUGACUUUAGGUGAUGCUGUGUUAACAAACCUUAUAGCUAAUGAAACAUUAGGAUACUUUAUGGGUAGAAUUUAUGAAUUUUUAAUUAAAGUUGGAGUUGAUCCAAAAAAAUUACGUUUCCGUCAACAUAUGGGAAAUGAAAUGGCUCAUUAUGCAUGUGAUUGUUGGGAUGCUGAAUGUUUAACUUCUUAUGGUUGGAUUGAAUGUGUUGGUUGCGCAGAUCGUUCUGCUUAUGAUCUUACCCAACACACUAAAGCCACUGGAGUGAAACUUGUAGCAGAGAAAAAGUUACCAGCACCAAAAAAUGUUGAUGUGUGUGAAAUAGUACCAAAUAAAGUUAUAAUUGGUAAAACGUUUAAAAAAGAUAGCAAGUUCGUCCAAGAUGCAUUAGCAGCCUUAACCGAGACUGAGGUUAAUACUAUGGAAGCUGAUCUAAAUGAAAAUGGAGAACAUGUUUUGAUACUCUCUAAUGGUACUGAAGUAAAAAUUACAAAAGAUAUGGUUCAAGUAAAACGAUAUCAGAAAACUGUACAUGUAGAAGAAAUAGUUCCUUCUGUAAUUGAACCUUCCUUUGGUAUUGGUCGCAUAAUGUAUGCUGCUUUUGAACAUAACUUUAGAACAAGAGAUGGAGAUGAGAAACGAACAUACUUUAGUUUGCCACCAGUUGUAGCGCCUUUAAAGUGUUCUGUAUUACCACUAAGUGGUAAUGAUGAAUUUGUACCAUUUGUAAAACAAUUAUCUCAGAAUCUCACAAAAGUAGACGUUUCUCAUAAAGUAGAUGAUUCUUCUGGGAGUAUUGGGCGUAGAUACGCACGAACAGAUGAGAUUGCAAUACCAUUUGGUAUUACUAUAGACUUUGAUACUUUGAAAUCACCUCAUAGUGCUACACUACGUGAAAGAGAUAGUAUGGGACAAGUAAGAAUAAACUUGGAUGAACUUCCAACUGUAGUAAGAGACUUAUCUAAUGGUAAGAUUACGUGGACCGAAGUUGAAGCAAAGUAUCUUAAAUUUGAACAACAAGAAUCAACUGAAUCGUAAUAAUGUAUUUAAAAAGCCUGCCGAAU
Messenger RNA from Colletes gigas, 2251 nucleotides. RefSeq names its product glycine--tRNA ligase (gene GlyRS). Gene Ontology annotation, cellular component: mitochondrion; cytoplasm. The transcript is spliced from 4 exons. The coding region runs from base 186 to 2225 and encodes 679 amino acids. Gene Ontology annotation, molecular function: glycine-tRNA ligase activity; ATP binding. NCBI's taxonomy places the organism in Eukaryota, Metazoa, Arthropoda, Insecta, Hymenoptera, Colletidae. Gene Ontology annotation, biological process: mitochondrial glycyl-tRNA aminoacylation. The record is from RefSeq and is a predicted model, not a curated record.